CACGUGUUUACUUUCAUUUUUUUAUGCUCAGAUCAGAAGUUUUGAAGCUUUAUAGAAACAUAUUACGCACAGUGAAAAAAAUACCAGAUGAGUACUACAGGAAUGAAAUGAAAUAUUGGGCUCGUGAUAACUUUGAGAAUAAUAAACAUUUAACUGAUGAGAUUGCUAUACAGAUGAUGAUAAAUAAAGGAAAAGCUUCACUACGAGAAUUAGAACAGAGCAUCAACCUUGCUAAAUAAAUUGGAACAAAAGUUUUAUAACAGCAACUGAGGUUGUGUCGAAGUAGGAUCGUAAUCUGUGUGACUUCUUAAACAUUCAGUACAUUGAUUAAUUGGUCAAAAUAUAUCACUUCGCUAAAGGGACAGGAAAUUUUGUGAAACUGAUGUCAGGAGAAAGCAGUGUUUUAUUGAAAUAUUUAUAUCUUCAAUGACAUUUGAAAGUGUUUGAUACAGUCAUAUAUGUUUUAUGUAUGUAUGACAUAACUAUUCUAGUUUUUCACUAUUUAAUGAUAUAAUUUAAGCUAUAUACAUUUUAUUGGCAUUUAUAUUUGAAAUUUUCUAUGUUCAAAUAUUGAAUGUUACUAGCUUUUUGCAUUUUAAUGUGUUAAAGUGUCAUCCCAUAUUAAAGUGCUAGAUUUUUCCUUGCAUUUUCAAGUAUAAUAUUUUUAUAUACUUGUGUUUUCAAGUUCAAUAUCUGCCAGCAACUUCAACAUUUAAAUUGUAUACUAGCAAUUUUUUUUAAGUGUUUAAUUUUUCCAUUGUUCUCAAGUGCUGUACUUCUACCUGUGUAUUCAAGUGCUAUAUUUUUACCAAGUUUUUUUUUUGAAAGUGAUAGAUCAAGUGUAAGAUUGCAAACACUUUCUGCUGAAGAUAUGGAGAACAAAGGUGAUAAAACUGGCUCAGCUGAGGUCACCAUGGAUAAAAUCGUACCUGAACAAAUUGAUCAAAGUAACAAUGCAAUAGUUACAAAUGUAAGUGCUACAGAAAACAAUACAGCAAACGGUAUGGACAACAAAGAGUUAGAUGAUUUACAGAAUUCAUUAGAUAAUCAGGCCGAGUUAUUCAAUAACAAGAAGAAAGAAAUUGAACAUAGAAGGCAGGCAGCUAAGGAUAAGGUAAACAAAGUGUAUGAAAAGGUUAAACAAGUCAUAGAUGAAAAGAGAGAUGAAAUUAUUGGUAAAAUAGAUGUAGAAUGUGACAGAGCUAAAGAGUUGGUUACGGACUAUAUCAAUGAUAUAGAAUCUGGAAAGAAGAUUGUAAAGGAAACUUGUGAUUCUAUAGAUUCAGAUAGGGCAAAGGUGAAAAACGAGAUUGAAUCAAGCAUUGAAAUCCGUAAAGAUGUUCUAGAUAAUUUCCAUGUACCAAGUUUAAUUUUGAAUGAAAGGUCAAUGAAGACUUUGAAAGGUAUGAGUUUUGGACACUUUGAAGAUUUAAGUGACGGGUUACUGAAUACAGAGUCACAUAGUUGCAGUGACAGCGAAGAAAGUGAAACUUAUGAAAGUGCUGCAGAGUCAGAAGAUUAUCUUGAAAACGGGGAAAGUGAUGAUGGCAAAGAUUGUUUUGAUACUGAUAGUCCGGAGAAAAGUAACAAAAUGGAAGAAAGUAGUGAGUCAGAAACUCCAGGGUGUCGACAUAAACAUGCACUUAGUGGAGAAUCCCCUGCACCAUAUUGGAAGGCUAUGGGUCUGUCCAAACCACCCGAGUUACCACAGCCAGUAGAUGAUGACAAUUUACCAGACAACAAAUUACAGCAUUUGAAUUCCUUCUCCCUUCUUAGACAAGGUGAUGAACAUAAAUUAUCUUUGGCAGCUAUGACGUGGAAUAGAGGAAAGAUAUGUGUAGCUGAUAGAGCCAAUACAAAGAUGAGAUUUUUUCAGCCAACUGGUGAAAUGAUGACGGAAACGGUCUUCGAUUGCUCUGAACUUCGUGAUAUGACUUUCCUUGAUGAAACCCAUGGGGAAACCAGAUACGUUCUAACAAGUCCAAGAUGUAAAUCGGUGAUGGUAAUUGGCAUUGAUGGGGAAAACAAUGUAAGAAUUAUUCAUAAAUUGGAAUCACCACACCGGUACUCGUAUGUAUGCCGAAGUCCCAGGCCUGGGACGUUGCUUGGUGCAAAGGUUGUUUCUAAAAGUAACAAGUCAGUUGUUAACAUGUUUACCUUUGCUGGAAACAUUUUACUUACAAUAAGUAAAACUCCUAGUUAUAACCAGUUACAGUGUGUAAAGGCGCUUGAUGUUUUCGGAAGUAAUAUUAUUGUGCUAGAUGGGAAAAUAAAUGCAGUGUUUGUGUAUAAAGAUGAUGGAAGAACUGUCGGAGAGUAUCGAGGAACACCAGAAGAACCAUUAGUUAAUCCAACAGAUGUCUCUUUAGAUACUAAAGGCAAUGCUUUAAUAUUGAAUGGUGAGCGCUCAAACAUUCAUGUUAUGAACCUCCAAUGUAAUCUGAUUGAAAUUAUCAAAAUUCCAGGAAGUAAUAUUGGUAAGAUGCCAAGCAGAAAAUUGAUUGCCUUUGAUAUAGAAAGUCAAAGACUUGCUGUAGCGAGGAGUAAUGGUGAAAUAGCUAUAUUUACGUUUAAAGGUGGUUACGAUUGCUUGACACAGCAGACGCCCGACCCAUGUUUAGCGUUGCCACAUCAAAGUGUCAAUAGUGUUUGGGAGCCACCACAAGAAGUGGUACCACUGGUUGAAGGGAUUGUACCCAGCACUAUUGAAGACAUUAUGUCAAGGCAAAGAGGAAGAAAUAGACAAAGAUACAUGCCAUACUGCCCAUCUUAAAAAUCUUUUUCACCUAGCUUUAAUACCUGAAGACUUAGGCAAAGAAAAUAAAUAUUUUCUAUCUUAGAUGAUCUAUGAUUAAUACCAAUAGGUAUAAAUCUGCUAUUCAGGCUUAUUAAAAUUGAAUUAGGUUUUGAUUUUUCUGUACAGAAAUGUUUUUCUAAAUGGUUCGUUAUUUUACUUACCUUUGUAAUGUGUGAUAUACAAGUCCUCCUGAACUACAUGUUACUUCCUAUUUUUCUCUGUGGAGAACUGAAAAUAUAUUUUGUAAAAAAGUUAUGUAUUGAUUUUAAUGUCAGAGGUCUAUUUUGUUGUCAUAUUGCAAAAUCAUAUGUGUAUAACAUACAGUCAAACCUGUGAGACCGGCCAUUUCAAAAUGGAGCACUGUGAAUACUGGUUAUUAAUGAAAUUAAAUUUAUCUAAGAGUUGUCAGUUAGUAGAGGAAUAUUAACCUCGUCAAGAAUACUUGAAUUGUUUUAUCCAACUUGAAAGAGAUAAGUAAGAUCAGUUUUCAUGAUAUUGUAUAAUCUUUAUCUUUAUCUAAUUUAAUAAAACAUGACAGAAAUUAAUAUUUGAUAAAAAAAAAAAAAAAAAUGCCUGGCUUGUGUCAGCCACUUGCCAGACGUGAUAUUUUUGGAUAACUUGCAGUGAUAACCACUAUUAUAGUAAGUACAAAAGUCUUUUUUCAAAGUUUUUUUUUUAAAUGAUAAUAAAUCAAAAUGUUUUAACAAAGAUCUAAAUUUUCUUGGAGUGGCUUUUUUAUAUUAAAGGUUUGACUGUAUGCCAGGUUUUGGUUACAUAGACCAUGUUGUAACAGUUUCACUAUAUUUAUGCAUGAAGAAAUGAUUAAAUUAUGAGCCGCGUCAUGACAAAACCAACAUAGUGCGUUUGCGACCAGCAUGGAUCCAGACCAGCCUGCGCAUCCGCACAGUCUGAUCGGGAUCCAUGCUGUUUGCUGUCAGUUUAUCCAUUUGUAAUAGAGUUGGUAAGCGAACAGCAUGGAUCCUGAUCAGAUUGCAUGGAUGCGCAGGCUGGUCUGGAUCCAUGCUGGUCGCAAACCCAUUAUGUUGGUUUUGUCAUGUCACAGCUCAUUUGUUGAUUGUUGUACAUAGAAUUAUGGUUAUGAUGAUACUUUUGAAGAAAAACAUGCAAUUUUUCUCUCAAAUUAUGUAAUUAUUUUGUACUGUUAAGACUUGUACUUAAAAUAAGUUACGAAACCCUAUAGAUAGUUAAAAUUAAUAUGAAUGAUUUUUUGGCUGCUAAUGAAGUGUUGAACUGGUAUCUCAUGAAGAAAAAUUUUGGGCAAAACACAGUAGCAUUGUUAUAGCUAUAAAAGGCCCAUUCUGUCUUAGAAAAUAAUGCUGUUAUUAUUAUUUCUUAAAAGUUGUUUUUGGCAAUUAGUACAGUUACAGUGAUUUGAUAUUUUGUACGGAAAGUCAAAAUACUACUUGGUUUGUAUUUUGCUACAUUGGUGACAAACAAUUUCACAUUAUCAAAUAAUUUCAAAUUUAUCGCUACUUUGUUUAGGUAACAAGCAUCCAGCAUGCUGUCAUACAUAUAUUUAGAUAUUAUAAUAAAACUCAAGUUUUUCUAAAGAUGUAAACAUCUAGUGGUUUCUGAGUAAUAAUGUGCCUUUAAUUAAAGGAAAUUGCCAUAAUACAGUUAUUAUUUUCAUCUGUGUAAGGAUUUUGAGAGAAAUGUGACCAUUUAUAUCUAAUAAAAUUUUGUCACGGGAAGAUUAUACUGAAGAAUAGUUGUGCUUGAGAGAUCUACCUCUUAACCCAGGCAUUUUUAGUUUGAUCCCUACAAGGCUCUUUCAUACACCAAUACUGGUUAGUUUCUGUCAGAGUGCUUCUCUGACAGUGCUUCAAAUAUACAUCAGGCUAAAGUAAGUGU
This is a messenger RNA of Ruditapes philippinarum (Manila clam), 4669 nucleotides long. RefSeq lists its product as uncharacterized. The transcript is spliced from 4 exons. The coding region runs from base 872 to 2773 and encodes 633 amino acids. NCBI's taxonomy places the organism in Eukaryota, Metazoa, Mollusca, Bivalvia, Venerida, Veneridae. The record is from RefSeq and is a predicted model, not a curated record.